This is a messenger RNA of Vanrija pseudolonga, 697 nucleotides long. RefSeq names its product Cytochrome c oxidase subunit 4, mitochondrial. The record is from RefSeq and is a predicted model, not a curated record. Lineage: Eukaryota; Fungi; Basidiomycota; Tremellomycetes; Trichosporonales; Trichosporonaceae. Gene Ontology annotation, cellular component: mitochondrial envelope. The coding region runs from base 61 to 576 and encodes 171 amino acids. The transcript is spliced from 3 exons. Gene Ontology annotation, biological process: mitochondrial electron transport, cytochrome c to oxygen.
CCUCACUCAACUCCGUCCUCCAACUCACCACUCUCCUUGCAAGCAACACCAUCCCCCAAAAUGGUCGCCCUCCUCCGCUCCCUCCGCGCCGUCGCCCGCCCCGCCCUCGCCCUCCCCAAGGCCCAGGUCAUUGCCCGCCCCAUCUCCGUCUCGGCCAUCCGCCGCGGCGGUGGUGGCCCUCCCCUCCUCCUUGGUGAGGGUGUCAAGGCCGGCGAGGUUCCUACCGACGAGCAGCAGGCUACCGGUAUCGAGCGCUUCGAGCUCAUGGGCAAGGUCGAGGGCGUCGAUGUCUUCGACAUGACCCCCCUCCAGGCUGACCGUCUCGGCACUCUUGACAACCCCAUCGAGGUCUUCUCCUUCGUGCGUAUCAGCCAUUUCCGACUUGCGCCGCUGUGGCUUGCUAACAACCCGGCACAGUACCCCGUCCGCCACGUUGGCUGCACUGGCUUCCCCGCCGACUCGCACGACACUCUUUGGCUCCAGGUCAACACUGAGCUCAAGCACCACCGCUGCCCCGAGUGCGGCUCGGUCUACACCCUCAAGUACGAGCCCCACGCCUCGGCCGCCCACCACUAGAUUGCUUCGGCGGGCUGAAGACAAGGGACAGAAUGAAAACAUCAUCUAGCAAAUUGCUGUUCUCAAACGCGCCGGCGCAUACAGCGCCGGACGCUCUCGGGAUGCCACCUAACUGCACAGG